AUGAUGGAGAGUUCCGAAGACGACCAAGUUGUUGCUCAAUCACAAUCAUCAAUACCAGAAGAAAGUACAAGAGGUUCGACGAGAGUAAGCGAUUAUGAUGGGCCAAAACAGCUUCACACACUUCGAGAGGCAGCUGCUCUGGUUUUCACAUUAACGGGCGCAACCUUUUUGAAUACCUUCUCUGCGUAUGCAGUCGUUAUAUUGAUUCCCACUAUCUCAAAAGAUCUCAAUAUUCUAGAAAUACGCCAACAAUGGGUCGUUUCUGCCUUUUCUUUGACACUCGGCUGCUUCCUAGUGUUGUGCGGAAAGCUAGGAGAUGUGUGCGGGAAAAGAAUCUUCUUCGUCCUGGGAUGCGUGUGGGUUGCAGCAACAUCUAUAGCAGCUGCCUUUGCUCCUUCUGAAAUAGCCCUCGAUAUUUUUCGAGCUCUCCAAGGCUUGGGAGGUGCAAUCACCCUCCCAACAUCCAUGGGCAUCUUGGGCUCUACAAUACCUCCGGGUAGAGUGAAAAAUUACAGCUUUGCCUUCUAUUCCGGUGGCGCUCCUGCAGGCCAGGUCCUCGGCAACAUAUUGGGUGGAGUCAUAACCCAGUAUAGCAACUGGAAAGUAGUCUUCUUCAUCAUCGCUGGCGCCAACCUUGUAAUUGCAGUGCUGGGACUCGUCUCCAUACCCAAAGAGCGGAAGGCUGUAGAUCUAGCCCUGCUUCCACAAAUCGACUGGAUUGGUGCCUUCCUUUUUACAACAAGCUUACUACUACUUCUCGUUGCACUAUCUCAAGGCAACUCUGCAGGCUGGAAAACAGCUUAUGUCAUUGCACUUCUAAUCAUCUCGGUCUUCUUGUUCGUCGGUUUUGUGUUUUGGCAACGAUAUCUCGAAUUCAGGACUGCUAGGGAGCCAUUGAUACGAACUUCGGUGUUCCAAAACUCGCCGUUUCUCAUAGCUAUGGUAAUCUUCACGCUUUUCGCGGCUGCAUUUACCAAUUAUUUAAUAUAUUCUACGUAUUUUUACCAAGAAUAUCUUCUCCUCGAUACACUACACACUGCUUUCCGGUUUAUCCCCUUGGGAAUUGUUGGUAUUUGUAUUGCAACAAUGUCGGGAUACCUCCUUGAUCGAGUCCGCGGAAACUACAUCCUCAUCUUCGGCCUUGUUUCAACUGCAAUCAGCAAUAUCCUCUUCGCCGCGCCCAUCCCACCGUCUACGACCUACUGGGCCUACGGCUUUCCAGCUAUGUGCUUGGCUGCCUUCGGUGCCGAUACGAUCUAUCCCUGCCUAGGCCUAUUCACGACUCAAUCCCUACCACAAAAAGAUCAAGCACUUGCCGGUGCCAUGUUCCAAACCGUUAAUGGAAUUGGUCGGGCAAUCAGCUUGUCGAUUGCUAGUGCUAUUGAAACUGCUGUGCAAACAAAAGAUGAAAAGAAUAUGGAUGCCAUGGAGGCGUUGCUGAAGGGUUUUAGGAGCGUUCAGUGGUUUAAUGCUGCAUGUGCUACGGUAGCGCUGGUAGCGACUGUCGUUGGUUUGAGGAACAUGGGGAAAAUUGGGUUGUUGAAAAAGCUGGGUCAAGUCCAGAGGCUUGAGAGGGAAAAGGACAAUGUUUGCGUUUAA
This is a messenger RNA of Hyaloscypha bicolor E, 1599 nucleotides long. RefSeq names its product MFS multidrug transporter-like protein. The transcript has 7 exons. The record is from RefSeq and is a predicted model, not a curated record. Lineage: Eukaryota; Fungi; Ascomycota; Leotiomycetes; Helotiales; Hyaloscyphaceae. Bases 1 to 1599 code for a protein of 532 amino acids. Gene Ontology annotation, cellular component: membrane. Gene Ontology annotation, biological process: transmembrane transport. Gene Ontology annotation, molecular function: transmembrane transporter activity.